Molecule: messenger RNA, 539 nt
Organism: Vespula pensylvanica (western yellowjacket)
Lineage: Eukaryota; Metazoa; Arthropoda; Insecta; Hymenoptera; Vespidae
Exons: 1
Source: RefSeq, a predicted model, not a curated record
AAAGUUUUACACCUUCCGGGGACUUAGAAAUUUUUACAUCUUCCGGGGACUUUGACAUUCUACCACGAGGAAUGGACUUAGAAAUUUUUACACCUUCCUGGGACUUGGAAAGUUUUACACCUUCCGGGGACUUAGAAAUUUUUACAUCUUGCGGGGACUUUGACAUUCUACCACCAGAAGUGGACUUAGAAAUUUCUGUACCUUCCGGGGACUUUGACAUUCUACCACGAGGAAUGGACUUAGAAAUUUUUACACCUUCCUGGGACUUAGAAAGUUUUACACCUUCCGGGGACUUAGAAAUUUUUACAUCUUUCGGGGACUUUGACAUUCUGCCACGAGGAAUGGACUUAGAAAUUUUUACACCUUCCUGGGACUUGGAAAGUUUUAUACCUUCCGGGGACUUAGAAAUUUUUACAUCUUUCGGGGACUUUGACAUUCUACCACCAGAAGCGGACUUAGAAAUUUUUACACCUUCCGGGGACUUUGACAUUCUACCACGAGGAAUGGACUUAGAAAUUUCUGUACCUUCCGGGGACUGA